AUCUCUGGCGUGAUCCAUGAGAGCUUCCCACGGAUUGCUUUCUGUGACCGUCGGCGAUUUCAACACAAAGGUACCGUGCAGAUUUUCCAUCAUGUCUAAAGAAGUUCAUCGUGUUUGUUGAUAUUGCACCAAGCUUUUAUCAGAUGGCAGAGAACAUAUUACAAGAACAAAUUCAGUUAGUUGUCAGUAAGCUAAAAGAGGCUCUUGAUGGGGCUGACGGGUUUCAGAAUACUCACCAACAACAGCAGUUUGAAUUGGCAACAUUCAGUAUAAAUCAGGUUGUUUUUAUUUUGGGAAAAGUACGUGUCAUUUGGGAACCACUGAUGGCAGCCUCAACUUACAAGAGAAGCAUGUGCCUAAUCUUGAAUUCUUUCUUCUCCAGAAUUACGAAAGAUUUGCUGCUUUUAGAUGACAUGGCUGCUGAGGAGACACUGCAGCUCCAGCGACUUAUUCAUAUGGCAUUGGAGAAACUAUCGCCCUUGUUUCAAUCUGUCAUCACUGAAAUCAGUGAAAAGGACAAGCUUAUUAAGGAGAUUUCACCAUCAUUGCUAGAUGAACUACUACCAUCCUUAUCCAAGCUCCGGAGACUUGCUGACUUGUUUGAUAUGCCGUUGAAAUCAAUCACAACAAUUUGGGAAAGUGGAGAGCUUGCCAAUUGUGGCUUCACGUCCUCGGAGGUAGAAAACUUCAUCAGAGCAGUGUUUACUGAUUCCCCUCUAAGGAAGGAGUGCUUGUGGAGGAUACAAAGUACAAAAACAUAGGAAUAUGUUAUUUGAGUAUGAUCUCACAUCAUAGCUAUAUGAGAAGCUUUUAUUUUUAUUGAAAGAUGAAGCAAGAAAUCAACUUUGCUGGUGAGGUGUAAUAUCUACAACAACACUUGUGCCCUGUUUUAAGGUUUAGGGUUCCUCAUCAAAAUGGAGCAGAGGCAUGAAAUUUUGAACUUCUCACUGCCACCCCCUCAUUUUAGUUUAAAUGCCCAUUCUAUUCUUAUAUUUGUACAACACCUAAAGUUCUUUAUUAUUAUUCCAAUUUGAGAA
Dendrobium catenatum is the source of this 1037-nucleotide messenger RNA. Its product is annotated as centromere/kinetochore protein zw10 homolog. The transcript is spliced from 7 exons. Gene Ontology annotation, biological process: endoplasmic reticulum to Golgi vesicle-mediated transport; mitotic spindle assembly checkpoint signaling. NCBI's taxonomy places the organism in Eukaryota, Viridiplantae, Streptophyta, Magnoliopsida, Asparagales, Orchidaceae. Gene Ontology annotation, cellular component: RZZ complex. The record is from RefSeq and is a predicted model, not a curated record. The coding region runs from base 144 to 761 and encodes 205 amino acids.